Molecule: messenger RNA, 1236 nt
Organism: Protopolystoma xenopodis
Lineage: Eukaryota; Metazoa; Platyhelminthes; Monogenea; Polystomatidea; Polystomatidae
Source: the annotation of a GenBank genome assembly
AUGAUUAUCAAAAUUGUGGUCGCUUCAAUACUCAUAAAUGCUGCGAGCGUCUUUGCUAAGAUUGAUACCAAGCAAGAUAUGAAGAUAACUCUCCAAAAAUACGAAAAGGAAGCUCUAGGAGAUUGGGAAGCCCUAGUAAGACUGGAUGCCACGAAGUCCAGUGCCAGCCUGCGAUCCUUGGGUCGGAAAUGCCAUCCACAAAAGCACCAUCAGGCGAGCAAAUGGAGACAAGACCAAUAUAGGCCCCUUCGGAAUGCCUUCCCUGCCUUCACGAACAGUAACUUUCGCAGCUUUCCGGGAGACAUCGACGUGCUUCAGGCAGGCUGCAUCUUCCGCGAAGGGCUGGCCUUGCCACCAGGCCAUACCCUGACGCCAGAAAUAGAAGAGAUUACCCUCCUAAUCAACUGUCCACAAGUCUGUGCCCCUUGGCUCGGACAGAACGGGGUCCAAAGUGAGGACAUUGACCUUUUGAUCAUGAUUAAAUCAAAGGGAUCGGAAGUUUGGCCUCGAGACGUACUUCGCAGAGGAUGGCUAAACAACAGUUGUUGGGCGGGUCGCAAUGUCCGACAUGUCUUUCUGCUUGGCAGAGAAAGUCCAAACCGUUAUAGGGACAUGCGAGAGCAAAAGUUAAAACAAGAAUCGAAUAAAUACGGAGACAUUGUGAUGCUAAAUUUCCUCGAAUCAUACCACAACAAUACGUAUAAGCUAAUUCUGGGCUAUGCUUGGCCACUGGCUUUUUGCAAAAGUGCACGCUGGGUGCUUUAUGCAGAUAGUGAUAUGUUCAUACAUUCGGGAAACUUGCUAGGCCUACUGAGUGAAAUCAGUCCAGAAGCGGGUGCCCGAAUGGUGGUGGGGAAUAUCCAAAGUAGCAUGCAUGCCAUGAGAGCUAAAAAGGACAGAAAAAGUAAAUGGGAUAUGCCUAAUAGUGAAUAUCCCUACAAUCUAUACGAACAAUAUCCUUCCGGUGGCUCAUACAUCAUCGGGUUCCAGGUACUCUUAGACAUUUAUCUUGCUACACGCUUCACCAAGCUCAUUCGAAUCGACGACGCAUUCAUCGGACUAGCCCUAAAGAAGUUGCAGAUCGCACCUUGGCACACAGAAGGCUUGGUAAGAAGAGCAGCGUUUGAAAUAAAUGAAACAGAUAUCAUUUCCUUUCACCAGGGCAGAUCUUUGAAUGUUCAACUAGCGCUGUGGAAGAGUCUCCAGCUAGAUAAGCUCUGUGUGACCGCAAGAUGA